Messenger RNA from Eriocheir sinensis (Chinese mitten crab), 1626 nucleotides. RefSeq lists its product as uncharacterized. Gene Ontology annotation, biological process: DNA integration. Gene Ontology annotation, molecular function: nucleic acid binding. The record is from RefSeq and is a predicted model, not a curated record. The coding region runs from base 1 to 1626 and encodes 541 amino acids. NCBI's taxonomy places the organism in Eukaryota, Metazoa, Arthropoda, Malacostraca, Decapoda, Varunidae. The transcript is spliced from 3 exons.
AUGGGCCUAGUCAACCAGCUCACGGAGUUCUCACCCGACAUCGCUGCUAACGCCCAACCCCUCAGACCCCUCAUGAGCCCACGGCGUGCAUUCGUGUGGACUGCUGACCACGAGGCAGCCUUCUCCAAGGUGAAGGAAGCUCUCUCGCGUCCACCGCUGCUCGCCAUGUUCGACCCGCACCUGCCCACGAUUCUGCAGACCGACGCAUCUCGUCUCUACGGAAUCGGCUACGCACUCUUCAAGACCACGGCAGCAACAACCGUCGCUUGGUCCAGCUUGCACCACUACGAACAUGUGACGGACCACCGCCCGCUCAUCCCUAUCCUGAACCACUACACCCUCGACGCUGUAGAGAACCCUCGUCUGCAGCGCCUGAAGGAGAAGCUGUCGCCAUACGUCUUCACCACCAAGUGGCGUGCAGGCAAGAUGCUCUGCAUCCCUGACGCGCUGUCCCGCCACCCAGUGAAGCAUCCAGAGACUGGCGACGACAUGCUUCACAACAUCUCCGUCCGGGACGCCGUUACUCUGAGGGCAGUGCGUACCCUAACCUUGCCCGAGGACCAGAACCCGACGGGAGACGUACGGCAAGCAGCACGCAACGACGAGACAUUCGCGAUGAGCUUCUACUGCGACGGUGACCUCCUACUCUACGGCCCGCGCGUCAUAGUACCAGCAGCGCUACGCAAGUCAGUUCUACAGCGUUUGCACGACAGCCACCGCGGAUCCGAGGCUACAAAGCGCCGUGCAGGGCAAACAGUCUUCUGGCCGGGCAUAAACGCCGACAUUACCAACGUCGUGCGCGCUUGCGAAGCCUGCCAGACACUUCUACCCAGUCAACAGCAGGAGGAGUACAAGAACGACGACCAUCCCACACGACCUUUCGAGUCUAUGUCAGCGGACCACUUUUCCGUGGCAGGGAAAGCAUUCCUUGUCAUCGCGGACCGCCUGUCUGGGUGGCCAGUCGUCUUCCCGUGCGGCAGGGACACUACCGCUGACGCCACCAUACGCCAGUUCAGGAGCUACUUCCGCGACUUAGGCGUCCCCCUGCGACUGAGAACCGACGGCGGACCCCAGUUCACAAGCAGCGCUUUCAAGCAGUUCCUGACUCGCUGGGGUGUUCGACAUACAGUGACUUCCCCCCACUACCCGCAGUCUAACGGCCAUGCUGAAGCGGCCGUAAAGUCCAUGAAACACCUAAUCAUGAAGGUCGCUCCCACGGGCAACAUAGACUGCGAGGACUUUGACAGGGGCCUUCUGGAAGUCCGCAACACUCCCAACCGCAGUGGUCGCUCGCCUGCUCAAAUCCUGUACGGUCACCCUCUCCGCACCUGUGUUCCAGCCCACCACGCUUCCUUCCGGGCAGAGUGGCAGGCCGAAGCGGAGGAGUGCGAUCGCCGUGCAGCACAACAGACAGAGCAGGCAAUACAGCGCUACAACCAGCACGCGCGUCAACCGCCCCUCCUACUCGUCAACCAGCGCGUCCGCGUUCAGGACCGUGUCUGGCCUCUGGGACAAGGUCGGCAUUGUGAUGGCGCGCGGACGAUCGCGGCAGUUUCAAGUUCGCCUCCCGAGUGGACGCCUUCUUCAGAGAAACCGCCGCCACCUGCGCCCCGCAGCAGUCCCUGA